Molecule: messenger RNA, 3202 nt
Organism: Myripristis murdjan (pinecone soldierfish)
Lineage: Eukaryota; Metazoa; Chordata; Actinopteri; Holocentriformes; Holocentridae
Gene: vash1
Product: vasohibin 1
Exons: 7
Coding region: 787-1794 (335 amino acids)
Biological process (GO): regulation of angiogenesis
Cellular component (GO): cytoplasm
Source: RefSeq, a predicted model, not a curated record
CUGAGCGGCUCUUUGGCCAUGAAACCAACCCGCAGUCACUGAAGCCAAGAGCAUCAACAUGAACAAUUAACUGUGACCCGGAGAAUAUGAUCUGGACUCAUCAAGCUGAGCUGACUGAGUCUAACGAGGGAGGAGUGUCGGAGAGAUGAGACAACAUCACUCAUUUGUUGGAUAUCUGUGGUGUGAAUGACCUCUGGGAGAACGGUACCGGGAAUUAAGGAUUUCUAAUACUUUGUCUUCUACAGGCUCCAAUCCUGUUACAGCGUCAGAUACGGUUCAGUCGAGGCUGUUGUGCACUCACAUUGUACUUACACAUUCACAUUAUCUGCAUCAGAAUAGGCUGCACGGCUCAAGGCUCCGGUGAAAUCACCGCAUUGUCUUAGUUUAUCCAUUCACUUGAAUAGCCUACUGCUGCAUACUGUAGUUCAAAUUGUUUAAUCCCGAAGUGCCGGAGGGGUGACGCGAAAUUUCCCGUAUUAUUGUUGCUUGUAGUUCAAACAGUAUACUUAAAUAUUUUGACAGUAUUUGCAUCUUUGUAAAUACACUGUUGCGGUUGCUUCCCUGUUAAAAAAAGAGAAGCGGAUUUUCAUUUCAUUGUCGUCUGCUCCUCAAACACACCGCUGCAUUUGACUUUAAACGCUGUUGAAGACUUUUGCCGGGCGCAUCUGCUGUUGGAUAUGAUGAGCUGGUCAUCUGCUGUGGGAACAUUCUUAAACCUGCAGGCAGAUUAGCAGUGAGAGGGACACGGCAUCUGUCAGGACAUUUCUGUGCCAGGACUCUGCGGGGAUGCUGCGGGCCACGGCGGGCUCGGUGGAGGAGAGGGACGAGGAGCAGGAGGAUGAAGGUGAAGAAGAGCUGAGGGAUGGAGGGGUGCCCUUCUUCGUCAACAGGGGAGGCCUGCCGGUUGAUGAGGAGACUUGGGAGAGGAUGUGGCGCCAUGUGGCCCGGAUUCACCCCAAUGGUGAAGCUUUGGGGAAGAGGAUCCGGGGCGCAACUGACCUGCCCAAGAUUCCAGUACCGAGUGUGCCUACAUACCAACCUACCACCACUAUCCCACAGCGCCUGGAAGCCAUACAGAAAUACAUCAGGGAUUUGCAGUACAAUCACACCGGAACACAGUUUUUUGAGAUUAAGAAGAGCCGGCCUCUUACUGCAUUGAUGGACAUUGCGAAGGAGAUGACACGAGAGGCUCUGCCAAUCAAAUGUCUGGAGGCAGUGAUCCUGGGAAUUUACCUCACCAACAACAUGCCGGGUGUGGAGCGCUUCCCCCUCAGCUUUAAGACUCAGUUCUCAGGGAACCACUUCCACCACAUUGUGCUGGGAGUUCACAGCGGGGGGCGCUUCGGCGCACUGGGCAUCAGCCGCAGAGAGGACCUCAUGUUCAAGCCCCUGGAGUUCCGAACACUGAUGGACCUGGUGCAGGAGUUCGACGGGGCGUACCGGGGCUACUGGCACACCCUGCGCAAGGUCAAGAUCGGCCAGUAUGUUUCCCACGACCCUCACAGUGUGGAGCAGAUUGAAUGGAAGCACUCCAUCCUGGAUGUGGACAAACUGUCCAAGGAGGAGCUUCGGAGGGAGCUGGAGAGACAUACUCGAGACAUGAGACUGAAGAUAGGAAAGCCUGCACCUCCCUCUCCCACCAAAGACAGGAGGAACAGCAUGGGUUCACCCCUCAGAAACCCAAGCAGUCCCAUACGCAGGAUCAGCCGCAUUGAGAGACGUCCCUCUGCAGAGAAGAAGGUUUUGGAACAGAAACCGUCCGGGGACAUGAACGGUUACCAGAUUCGAGUCUGAGGAGGAAAUUCAGUGAAGUUAAGAGACUCGUCAGCAAGGGUAUAGGACAAUUGUUUCACGUGACCAAUUGAUUUAUUGUUGUUUCAGGCUUCAUCCAUUGUACAGAUUGAUCUAUUCACAGGACCUGCUGUUGAAUAGGUCACCAGCAACUUUUCUCUCCCGAGACAAAUUCAUACACGUGUCUAGAUUGUUAAAAAGCUUUUAUGGAGCUGAGUGCGGGAUAAUGACUGGUGCUUGAAAUACAUCCAAAUUCUGAAAGCGAUCAGAAACCUGGUGAUUUGUAAACAUUUUUUUAAUAUUAAAGCAGAGUUUUGCUAACUGUAUGUAAAAGCUGACUCUUCUCCAAAGCUUAGCAAAACAGCCACCAAGUGUAAAUGUUCUGGACAUAUCGUAGGUUUUCAUGGUGUCACUAUUAGUUCUCCAAAAGAACUCUAACGAGGCUUGUGUACAAGUUGUGUCAUCAUGUUGUACUGUAAGUGUGCAAAUACAUGUAAUGUAAUUUUAAACUUUCAGCUCUGCUGGUCAGCACUUGCUUUUUGUAGUAACAAAAUAGUUUGCAAACCACGACCCUUGUGCCUUGUAUGAAGAUUCAAUGAGAAGGAAAGAAAAACAUGCUGCAGUAGUAGCUGGAGUUUUAUGUCCAAUUCAUUAUUCUCAUUGCCUAACUAAACAUUCAGCAGUGCAAUCUCUGCUCUCCCAACUAGCCAUGAAAUAAACAAUUCGUACGGCACAUUAUUGCGAUCCAAUACACAGAGGUUAACAUGUUAAGCAUGCAAUUAUACUGUGUUUAGAUAAUGAGUGAAUAUGGGAUACUGUACAAUACCUGUUAAGUAUAGUUUAUGAGCAUCAACGUGUAUCUUUUGAGAGAUUUUUUGAGAAAUGGGAGACACAUACUCUGGCUACUGAAUAUAAAACCUUUCACUUGAACCGAGACGGUUGUCAAGGUGAACGAUGGCGACGCAGCUGACUGCCCUCAUCUGCAUUUUCUGGAUUAGUCCCUAGGUCUCGAAGGGAGACACUGAGAAGUCCGUUUUUUUAUAUGUAACCGCUUUAUAUAAGACAUUGUUUCUUACUUUUAUUUGUAGCAACUUUAUCCAGUUGUUCACUAGCCUUAAGUGGUAUCCUAGCAACUGUUUUCCAUUUUAGCCAAGAUGUCAAGAAAUUUGUUUACAGCACUUUUGUAUUUUUUAAUUGGAGAUUGUCAUUUUAUACCUCCUCCAGUACUGAUGAUCACCAGUAAGACCACUUAAUAUUUACCAUGCACUGUUCGAAAUAUGUUGCCACAGUCAACAUUUUUGAGUCUAGGUAUCGUCUGUUUUCAUUUCAAUAUUCUAAAACACACUUAUUUUAUACCAGAAGACUGCUGUUGAUCUACAGUAUCACAAUAAAGACUCACUUUGGAUGUUGC